AGUGCUUCAUCAGGACUUGGUGGAUUCCAGUCUGGUUCAAGUGGUUCUGGAGUACAGUCUGGCUCAUCAGCUAGUGCUGGAAUCCAAGGAGUUUCAGGAGGUGCAAGCAGAUUCCAGUCUGGAACAGCAACUGGCAAUGGAAUUCAAGCUGGUUUAAUAAGUGGAAACAGAUUCUCAACUGGUUCAUCACGUGCUACUGGUUUCCAGUCUGGUUCAGGAAGUAGUAGUGGAUCUGGUGCUUCACUGGGACUAAGUGGAUUUCAGUCUGGCUCAAGAGGUACUGGAUUCCAGUCUGGUUCAAGAGGUAUAGGAUCCCAGUCUUUAUCAUCAACUGGCACAGGAUCUCAGUCUGGUUCACCAACCGGCAGUGGAAUCCAAGGUGUUUCAGCAGGUGCAAGCAGAUUCCAGUCUGGAGCAGCAUCUGGCAGUGGAAUUCAGGCUGGCUUGACAGGUGGAAGCAGAUUCUCAACAGGUUCAGGGCGUGGUAGUGGACAGUCAUCUGGAUCAGUAAGCAGCAUUGGAAUCUCAAGUGAUUCAGCAAGAGGCAGUGGAUUUGGGGCUAAUUCAGUGGGCAGUGGAUUCACUGGUACCCAGUCUGGUUCAUCACGUCCCACAGGCUUCCAGUCUGGCUCAGGAAGUGGCCGGGGAUCUAGUACUUUGUCAGGACUUGGUGGAUUCCAAUCUGGUUCAAACGGUGGUGGAUCACAGUUUGGUUCAGGAAGAAUCCAAGGUGGUUAGCAGGUGCAAGCAGGUUCCAGUCUGGAGCAGCAACUGGCAGUGGAAUUCAAGCUGGUUUGACAAGUGGAAGCAGAUUCUCAACUGGUUCAGUACGUGGUAGUGGACAGUCAUCUGGAUUAUCAGGCAGUAUUGGAUUUUCAAGUGGUGCAGCAAGAGGCAGUGGAUCUGGGGGUAGUUCAG
Penaeus monodon (black tiger shrimp) is the source of this 918-nucleotide messenger RNA. Its product is annotated as ATP-dependent RNA helicase glh-2-like. The transcript has a single exon. The record is from RefSeq and is a predicted model, not a curated record. Lineage: Eukaryota; Metazoa; Arthropoda; Malacostraca; Decapoda; Penaeidae. The annotation marks the transcript as partial.